UUCUUUUACGGAAAGAGGAGGAAGGGAAGUGCCCAGAGUCAGUGCUGGGGCUGGCAGAAGGCCUGGAAAGAGCACGGGAAGCAUGAGCCUCAGGUCUUGUGCCUAAAUGACAAGAGCCAAGGGGGCUAUGAAGACCUGGGCCUUAGGGCUGCAAGAGAUUCAAAAGCUCAUCAUCUAGCAUGAAUAUUGGAAACAUGAAUAGAUCUGUGAACCUGGAUUUUAAUUCUGGUUCUGCUGUUUACUGGUUGACCUUGGGAAAGUCACUUGUCUUUUGGACCUCAGGUUCCUCAAGUAUAAAAUAAAUGGUUGAAGUAUGAUUAUGGACCCCUCCCAACUAGGAAAUGCUAGGAUUCCUAUCUAACCUCUUCCUUUGAUAAGAUACAGUAUCUCAAAGAGAGAGAGAGAUCUCUCUUGCCGGGAUGAGUGGGAAAAGAGGAAGUGGUUUGGAUCCCAGCCCUGAAGGGAUAGAUGAACCACCCGGAUUUGGAAUUUAGAAUUGGAAGGGGAUGACCUGUUUUGCUGGGAGGCCUUCCUCCUGCCACAUCACCUUCAGUCAGGAUGUCGGAGUCAUUUCUUCCUGAGAUUUGGCUCUGCGAGGCAACUACCUGCCUUUGUAACCAGACUGCUCUGUGGGAUGCGUAGCACUGUGGGAUCCGUAGCGCUGUGGGACCCGUGGAUGUGAACUGGGCAGUGUGGAGGGGGCCUCAGCUCCCCAGCAGCAGCUACUCCUCGGGGUGUUGCACAAGUUCUGAGCUCACCUGCGAGCCCCCCUAGCAUCGCACCCGGCUCUGCCCCCCCCAAGGAGGACGGGGCUCGUGUGUUGCAUACUUUCUACGGCUUUGGGAGCCAGUCCACCUAGCAUUCCCUGUGGCUCCCAAGCAUGGCUGGCUACUUGAGUGAAUCAGACUUUGUGAUGGUGGAGGAGGGCUUCACCACUAGAGACCUGCUGGAGGAGCUGACCUUGGGGGGCUCACAGGAUGGAGGGGCCUCCUUCUUUGUGGCCGACCUGGGAGAUGUGGUGAAGAAGCACCUUCGUUUUCUGAAGAACCUGCCCCGGGUCAGACCCUUCUAUGUCGUCAAGUGCAACAGCAGCCCUGGGGUGCUGAGGGCCCUGGCAGAGCUGGGGCUGGGGUUCAGUUGCGCUAAUAAGGCAGAGAUGGAGCUGCUGCGGCACAUUGGGGUCCCUGCCCACAAGAUCAUCUAUACCAGCCCAUGCAAGCAGGCUGCCCAGGUGAAGCAGGCUGCCAAGCUUGGCAUUAGAGUGCUCAGCUUUGACAACGAGGUGGAGCUGGCGAAGGUGGCGAGGUCCCACCCCACUGCCAGGAUGGUUUUACGCAUUGCCACAGAUGACUCCUGUUCUCCUGCCUGCCUGAGCAUGAAACUCGGUGCUACUCCCAAGUCCUGUAGACACCUGCUAGAAACUGCCAAGAAGAUGAACAUGGAAGUGGUGGGUGUUAGUUUCCAUGUUGGAAGUGGUUGCUCCUCCGACCUUCAGGCUCUUACUCAAUCCAUCGCAGAUGCUCGCCUGGUGUUUGAAAUGGGGACUGAGCUGGGCUACCGGAUGCACAUCCUGGAUCUUGGAGGUGGCUUUCCUGGCACUGAGGACUCCAAAGUCAGGUUUGAAGAGAUGGCUUCUGUGAUCAACUCAGCCUUGGACAUGUACUUUCCUGAGGGCUGUGGAGUGGACAUUCUGGCUGAGCCUGGACGUUAUUACGUGGCCUCUGCUUUUACCUUGGCCAUCAGGAUUGUUGGCAAGAAGGAAGUUCCAUCAGAUCAGGCUGGCUUGGAUGAGGAAGACGGGGACUCUCCCAAGAGUAUCGUGUACCAUAUUUCUGAGGGUGUCUAUGGAGCCUUCAACUGUGUCUUCUUUGACAACGCUUGUCCCAUGCCCAUCUUGCAGAAGAAACCAUCUCCAGAUCAGCGUGUAUACAGCAGCAGUCUCUGGGGCCCAACCUGUGAUGACUUGGACCGUGUGGCUGAGGGCCUCUGGCUGCCAGAGCUGCAGCCGGGCGAUUGGCUCAUCUUUGAGAACAUGGGAGCCUACACCGUGGGCACGACAGCCUCCUGCAAUGGGCGCCAAACCUGCCAGACUACUUACGCCAUGUCUAGAGUCACCUGGGAAGCCGUGCGAGGCAAGCUUUUGCCUUCAGAAGAGGACGCAGACGACAUGUGUAAACCCCUGUCCUGCGGCUGGGAGAUUGCAGACACUCUGUGUGUGGGCCCCGUCUUUGCUCCCACCAGCAUCAUCUGAGCUGCCCUCCAGUCUUCCCUCUGUCUCUUCUUGGCCCUGCUCCCCUACCUGAGAACGGGCCGGUGGGGGGUGGGGGUUGGCGGCUGAGGUGGAUGGAUGCCUUCCAGGGAGGUGGAGGGAGGAGGUGGGAAACCUCUCUGAGGAGGCAAGGACUCUUGUGACCUCUGGGCCCUGUCCCCCCAAACCCCGCCUCUAGUGUUUCUGCCCUGUAAGUAGACCCAGUCUUACAAUCGCUGUAGUUAAAGUAUGCAACAUAAAUCCUGUCCCUUCCAAUGGUGUCUGUGUCCUCUCCAGCGCCAGUCAGGUCUGUCUACCUUCCUGGUCUGUCUAUCUGUCCUGUCCUUCCCCUCCCCUAGAUUCUGCUGCUGGCUCCCACUUACCCUCUUCUCUGUAAAUACAUACUAAUAAAUAUUUAGGUUUUAAUAUCUUGAGCAGAGUUGUGUCUGCCACUGUCUGGGGGUGGGUGGGCUAGUCCCUGCAUGGCCUCAGGCCAAGGUGGGAUCUGAGUUUGAUGGGGGAGCUCUGUCUCUUUUCUGCCCAGUCUUCACUGUAGCCCAAAGCAGGCCUGCCUUGAUCAGACAGACACUGCUUGGGUGGUAGAAUGGAAAGAUUUGGAGUGAGAGGGACCUGCUGCAUAUGUGACCUUGGACAAAUGACUUUCCUUCUCUGAUCCUCAGUUUCCUCAUCUGUAAAAUAUGAGUAUUAGACUAAAUGAAUAUCUCUUUCCUAUAUCCUCUUCUCUUCAUGAUUCCACAAGCAAGGUACAUUGAUUUUUUAAAAAUUUCAUUUCUCAUGAUU
This is a messenger RNA of Vombatus ursinus (common wombat), 3049 nucleotides long. It is a transcript of the gene AZIN2, whose product is annotated as antizyme inhibitor 2. The record is from RefSeq and is a predicted model, not a curated record. Gene Ontology annotation, cellular component: cytoplasm. NCBI's taxonomy places the organism in Eukaryota, Metazoa, Chordata, Mammalia, Diprotodontia, Vombatidae. The coding region runs from base 881 to 2251 and encodes 456 amino acids. Gene Ontology annotation, biological process: negative regulation of protein catabolic process; positive regulation of polyamine transmembrane transport; positive regulation of catalytic activity. The transcript has 11 exons. Gene Ontology annotation, molecular function: catalytic activity; ornithine decarboxylase activator activity.